Molecule: messenger RNA, 1098 nt
Organism: Penicillium angulare
Lineage: Eukaryota; Fungi; Ascomycota; Eurotiomycetes; Eurotiales; Aspergillaceae
Product: putative DnaJ domain protein Psi
Exons: 3
Coding region: 1-1098 (365 amino acids)
Biological process (GO): translational initiation
Cellular component (GO): cytosol
Molecular function (GO): protein-folding chaperone binding
Source: RefSeq, a predicted model, not a curated record
AUGGUAGCUGAGACAAAGCUCUAUGACGCCUUGAGCGUCCAACCAAGCGCAACUCAAGAUGAAAUUAAAAAGGCCUAUCGCAAGGCAGCCUUGAAAUUCCACCCAGAUAAGAACAAGAAUAACCCUCAGGCCUCUGAGAGAUUUAAAGAGGUAUCCCAAGCAUACGAAGUUCUUUCCGAUCCCGAAAAACGCAAGGUCUACGAUCAAUUCGGCCUUGAAUACCUCCUCCGUGGUGGACCUCCACCUUCCUCUGGUGGUGGAGGUGGUGGUAGUGCAGGCGGCCCCGGAGGCAUGCCCGGUAACUUUGACUUUGGCGGUAUGCCUGGCGGGGGAGGAUCGCGAAAAUUCCAUUAUUCAACUGGCCCUGGUGGCGGAACUGGCUUCCGAUUCAGCAGCGCAGACGAUAUCUUCCGCGAGUUCGCUAAAGGCAGUGGCAGCAGUGGUGGAAUGGGUGGUGGCCUUGACGAUGACAUCUUUGCUUCCAUGCUUGGUGGUAUGCCUGGGAUGGGCGGCGGAAGAUCUCGUGGAGGCUUCUCACAGAAGCCACGCCGUGCGCCAACACCUGAACCUACUGUUGUCGAGAAAGAUUUGCCUGUCACUCUUGAGGAGAUUUUCAAGGGUACCACGAAAAAGGUGAAGACAAAGAGCAAGGCUUUCGAUAACAAUGGCAAGCGCACUGUUGAAGAGGUGACACUCGAAGCUACUAUCAAGCCUGGCCUGCGUGCUGGUUCCAAGAUUAAGUAUAAGAAUGUUGGCGACCAGGAAGAAGGAGGCCGACAAGAUGUGCAUCUUAUUGUGAAAGAGCAACCACACCCUACUUUCAAGCGUGUCGGUGACGAUCUUGUAACAACCGUGGAUCUUACACUCAAGGAGGCCUUGACAGGUUGGGAGAAAAUCGUGCAAACAAUCGACGGCAAGUCAGUUCGCAUCUCGAAGCCUGGUCCUACCCAGCCUAGCCACGAGGAACGAUACCCCGGGUUGGGCAUGGUGAUCUCCAAGAAGCCCACCGAUCGGGGUGACCUGGUUGUCCGUGCCAAUGUCAAAUUCCCUACCAGCUUGACAGCUGAACAAAAAACCGCACUCGGGAAGAUUCUGUAA